Amphibalanus amphitrite is the source of this 1140-nucleotide messenger RNA. RefSeq names its product phytanoyl-CoA dioxygenase domain-containing protein 1-like. The record is from RefSeq and is a predicted model, not a curated record. NCBI's taxonomy places the organism in Eukaryota, Metazoa, Arthropoda, Thecostraca, Balanomorpha, Balanidae. The transcript has 2 exons. Bases 172 to 1035 code for a protein of 287 amino acids.
GAUAGCUCGGCGGGACGCCUGGUGGACACGGGGUCCCGCUGGCCGAGACCAGCCCCCAGCGGCCGUCUGGUGCGGUCGGCCGGCUGUUUAUCCGACCGGCCGGCGCCGAGACGGCGGUCACUGGUCAGUGGUGACGCGUGGGUCAGCGGCGCAGGAGUGCGGCACGGCGCCAUGCUCACUCCCAGCCAGCUGCGUCAGUUUGAGGAGGAUGGCUACCUCGUGCUGCCCGAGUUCCUUUCCAACCAGGAGGUCGCGUCCCUGGAGGCGGCGCGGGCGCGGAUAGUGGACGGCCUGGACCCGGCGGAGCACCGGAUUAGCAUCUUCACUACGCUGGAGGACCGUCAGGUAGACCUUCGAGCCAAGGAUGAUUACUUCCUGGAGAGUGGCGACAAGGUGCGGUUCUUUUGGGAGGAGGGCGCGUUCAACUCGGCCGGGGAGCUGACUGUAGACCGGUCGCUGGCCAUCAACAAGAUCGGCCACGCGCUGCACUGGCUGGUGCCCGAGUUCCGGGCCGUCACGUUCAGCGACAAGGUGCGCGCGCUGUGCCGCUCGCUGCGCUUCUCGGCGCCGGCCGUGGCGCAGUCGAUGUACAUCUUCAAGCAGCCGGGCAUCGGCGGCGAGGUGACACCCCACCAGGACGCCACGUUCCUCUACACGGAGCCGCCGUCGGCCAUCGCCGGCCUCUGGAUGGCCCUGGAGGACGCAGACGUCGAGAACGGCUGUCUGUGGUUCGCGCCCGGCUCGCACAAAGGUCCCGUCACGCGCCGGUUCGUGAGGAACCCCGACCCGGCCGGGCCGCGGCUGUUGUUCCGCGGCCAGCAGCAGGAGGUCGACCCGGAGGCGUUCGUGCCGGUGCCGGUGAAGAGGGGCGGCUGUGUGCUCAUCAGCGGCCUGGUGCAGCACCGCAGCAGCGCCAACACGUCGGCCCGCUCGCGGCACAUCUACACGUUCCACGUGGUGGAAACGGACGGAGCUGAGUACUCGGAGGAGAACUGGCUGCAGCCCACCGCUCAGCUGCCGUUCCCAAAACUAUAAACGUGAGCCGACACCAGCCCUUUGAGCAGCCAAAACACCGUGGUCCGUGCCGUGUACAAUGGAUUAUCUAUAAGUGAAACAAAUAAACCACGCGUCUGAAUCCGA